AUGGACUACCAAUCCCUCGUCGUAAAAACUCAUAAUCGCCCUUCUACUUCCAAACACACAGCCGAGUCCAGAUAUUGGAGGCAAUUUAAGCAUCCCGUCUUCGUAAAAGAAUAUGCCCCAAUCACAUCUGUCCACUUUUCUCCCUCAAAACCGCACAGGUACGCUGUGACUGCCGCCACCCGAGUGCAAAUAUAUGCACCCCGCACCCAAAAGCUCACGAAAACAAUAUCACGAUUCAAGGACGUCGCUCGAAGCGGAUGUAUUCGAGGAGACGGCAAACUCGUAGUAGCUGGUGACGAUAGCGGGUUGAUACAGAUUUUUGAUAUUAAUUCUCGAGCCAUUCUUCGCACACUGGAUUCUCAUAAGCAACCCGUUCACGUUACCAAAUUUUCUUCACUGUCACCAACUCAUGUUCUGUCUUGUUCUGACGAUACAACUGUCAAGUUAUGGGAUGUACCCUCGCAAACUGCAGUCACGACGUUCACGGAGCAUACAGAUUAUGUUCGUGCUGGACAAAUUUCGACUGCAAACCACAAUAUCAUUCUUACCGGUUCCUAUGAUGGGACAGUCAGAUUAUUCGACGCACGCUCAGGCCUAUCCGAAAUGGUUAUGGCUACCGGUGAUCGACAAGAACACUCAGAUAUAGCUCCUGUUGAACAGGUUUUGAUGUUUCCCUCAGGCACCGUUGCGUUAUCGACAUCUGGUCCAAUUCUUCGAGUCUGGGACAUUGUUGCGGGAGGUCGAUGUACACGAGCGUUGUCAAAUCAUCAGAAAACUGUUACUGCUCUUACUUUUAAUGCCAAUAGUGAUCGCCUUCUUACUGGAAGCUUGGAUCAAAUGGUCAAAGUUUACGAUGUCUCCACAUAUAAGGUUGUUCACACAAUGCGAUAUCCGUCGCCCGUACUUUGUUUGGCUAUCUCGCCGGAUGACACUCAUAUACUGGGAGGAAUGUCGGACGGCACUCUAUCCAUUCGAAGGCGAGACCCCAAAGCAAGUGAAAUCGUCCAAAGUGACCAGACCCGCCUUGAUGCUCCAGCUCUUCUCCAUGAUAUCAAUAUCGGACACGGUUUGCAACACCAAAAAUUGCCCAUUAAACCGCUUAUGGAUUCUUCGGAACUGCGAGUUCAAAGUCAAAGCACAAGAAAAUUGAAAGAGUACGACAAGUUGCUCAAGAGCUUCAAAUAUUCUGCUGCCCUAGAUUCAGUGCUUAAAAAGAACGUGCCACCCACUGUGACAUUUUCACUGAUCCAAGAGCUAAUCCACCGUGAUGGACUCCGAAUAGCUCUUGCUGGACGCGACGAUGUUUUGCUUGAACCUAUUCUUCGUUUACUUUCGAAAUAUAUUUCUGACCCUCGAUUUGGAGAAUUAGCAGCUGAUGUCACUGGCCUAGUGAUUGACAUGUAUACAUCUGUCAUUGGUCAGGCACCUCUUAUCGAUGCCCUCUUUCUACGGUUACGUAAAAAGGUUGCAGCGGAACUUCGCUUUCAGGAAGAAAUUGUGCGAGCAAAAGGUGCUUUAACAAUGAUUCUGUCAUCUGCCAUUACACCAGCCGCUAGAUAA
Molecule: messenger RNA, 1560 nt
Organism: Psilocybe cubensis
Lineage: Eukaryota; Fungi; Basidiomycota; Agaricomycetes; Agaricales; Agrocybaceae
Exons: 5
Coding region: 1-1560 (519 amino acids)
Biological process (GO): rRNA processing; positive regulation of transcription by RNA polymerase I
Cellular component (GO): nucleolus
Molecular function (GO): protein binding
Source: RefSeq, a predicted model, not a curated record